AUGCUCGAGGGCUGCCGAAGCCCCGGCGCCUCCAACGCUGCCACAGGGGACUUCUUCACCGUGGGCGAGGGAUCCCACAAGGUCUCCCUCGACGGUGAUUUCAGCAUCCAGGUUGACUCAUAUAGUCAUAUUAAGGGGAACCACAAAUUUCAGAAGAUAGGUAUGAGAGCUAUAAGCUAUUUCUGGGAGAAAAUGCAGGUGUUUGCGUUUGCUGGCGCGGCAUGCUGCCUGCGGACGAUGGAGGAAGCCGUGAUGAAGAUCGGCUCAAGAGGGCGCUGUAGAUGCAUGGUCCCAGGACUCACGAGGCUGUGGGGUUCCUCAUGUUUGCUAAGGCCAAACUGGGCGACAAUGCUUACAAGGAGCUCGUCUAGGCAGGCACGGGACAUUGCUGACCAAGGUUCAAAUCCUGAAGGUGAAAUCACAGUACAAAAAUGCGAAGAAUUCCUAUCUCAGGCGUCAUCCAUAUCUGAUGAAGAUUACGAAGAUUUUUUGGUCACCAUAUCUGAGUCAAUGGCAAAAAAGAUCACUGAUCAAGAGACAUACCUAAAGGUUUUUGUUUUUCUUGGUGGUUUGUCGAGAACAAUUGGACAGUCGUUUUACAACCAUUUGUCUUUGUAA
Molecule: messenger RNA, 618 nt
Organism: Miscanthus lutarioriparius
Lineage: Eukaryota; Viridiplantae; Streptophyta; Magnoliopsida; Poales; Poaceae
Source: the annotation of a GenBank genome assembly